This is a messenger RNA of Naegleria fowleri, 1512 nucleotides long. RefSeq lists its product as uncharacterized. Gene Ontology annotation, biological process: regulation of DNA-templated transcription. Gene Ontology annotation, molecular function: zinc ion binding; DNA-binding transcription factor activity, RNA polymerase II-specific. The coding region runs from base 1 to 1512 and encodes 503 amino acids. The transcript has 2 exons. NCBI's taxonomy places the organism in Eukaryota, Heterolobosea, Eutetramitea, Acrasida, Naegleriidae. The record is from RefSeq and is a predicted model, not a curated record.
AUGAAAGAACCCGAUUGGAUUAACAAGACAUCGUCCAUGUGUUUGCUUGGAAAUUUAGUUGAGCCUAAUUCGAUAACAGCAAGCUCGGGAUUGGAUUUGGAGAAGUUCUUUGUUAAAGUUGUGAAUUUAUCUCAAUGGGUUUUUGGUUUAGACUCGGAUUGUCAAGGAAUUUGGGUUGAAAGCGACAAAUAUUGGUAUAAAUUACUCCAACCUUCAACAGAAUAUCAAUCAUUAUUUGCUCCUUUUGAACGGCGUUGCAAUCUUUGGAUCCUUUUAAGAAAAUAUUUAUCUGAGUGGGUAGAUAUGUUGAAUGACUCAAAAGAAUCAGGCUCUAAUUUGGAUCAAAAAAUCAAGUCAUUGACAUUGAACAAAGUAUUAGAGGAGAUUGAGAAAAAUAAUUUUACUGAGGCUGAUCUCAUCAACAAUGCAAGCUUCAUUGCAGAAAAAAUCAAUGAAGAUGAAAACGAGUUUACACUAGACGACACUAAUGCAGCAUUAUUACCUCCAUUCCUAUCCGAAUUAUUGGACAGAGCCAACAAAGGUCCAAUAAUUGACAAUGAGGAUACUACUUAUGAAAGUGAUGAUUAUGAAGAUUUUAAGAUCGUAAUAGACGAUGUAGACUCAGACGAGGAGUUAGAAGAAGACUCAGAUUAUCGUCAAGAGGUUGAGGAAAGUGAUGAAACUGACAACUCAGAAAACGAAGAUGAAACCUUUGAACCUGAAACGAAAAAACAGAAACAAUUCAAAUCAAAACAACAACAGAACGGAGGAAAAACGACGAAAAACAAUAGAGAAACACCCAAGAAAAAGAAAAUAGAAGACUCUGAAUCAGAGAGAGAAGGAUCAAAGAAAAGGAAGAAAAUAUCCAGAAAGCAAAAAUUUUCAACAGAAUUUAAACCUCCUUCAUGGCUGCCAACUAUGGAUGAUUUACUCUCGGAAGAAUUUACUCCAGAUUUGUUUAGACUGCUGACUACAAAAUAUGAGGAUGGAGUUGAGCCUUCGCCAUGCCGAGAAUGCCUUAAACGGAGAAUUGCUUGUACUAAGGAGCGACCUCUAUGUGGGAAUUGUUUGGAGGCUGGCACUAGGUGCAACUAUCCUUCUUUAUUAGAGUGCUCUCCUUGCUUUCAUUGUUGCAUGUCAGGACGCAAAGUUUGUGAUCGACAACGACCAAUUUGCAAUAAUUGUAAAGAAAGAAAAACUGAAUGUUUUUAUCUCUCCCACAAGGAUCGUUUUUUGAUUAUUGCUGAAAAAAGAAUUCAACAAGCCAGAAGAAAAUACGCUCAAGAGCAUCCACAUGAACAACCCGAGUACGAAAUUGAAUCAGAUGAUAUUGAAUAUUGGAAAAUGCAAGUUGAAUUGGAGAAAGAAGAAUCAGCUAAACUGAAAUCCAAAGUAGAAGAGUUAUCCAAAGAACUAGAAAAGUACAAUCAUUCAAAAGCUGAAGAGAAAGAAAAAUCAGCUACUCUGGAAUCCAACGAAAACGAAAAUGAAAUCAUGGAUAGCACAUCCUAG